AUGGGGACUCCUGCGUGGGCCUCCCCCCACCUCUGCCGCCUCCUUCUCCCUGGGGGGGUGGCCCUCUUCCUCCUCCUCCUCUACCUCUCUGGCUCACACCUCCCAGAACUCCCUCACUCAGCCUGCAUUUGGGGGGGGCGGCCCUGCCGCUGGCUGGGGGACCCAGCAGCCCCUGGAGAAGAAGCCAGAAAGCAGGUGAGCCUCCCCCAGCCUGCGCAGACCCCGAAGCCGUCCCCCUUGCUGAGGGGUCGCCCCCCCCUGUGCGAGCAGCAGGAGCAGCCCUUCCGCCUUCAGUGCCUGCAGAGCGCCUUUGCGGCCAGCCUCACCCCCGGCGGGGACCUCCUCCUCCGGGAAUACCUCAGCGGCUGGAAGGAGCUGGCCAAGUUCAUCGACUCCCUGGGGACGGCCUUUGGGCUGAUCUCGCGGGAGACCUGGAGCAAGAUCUCCAUCAUGCAGGAGUACCACUCCGGCCAGCAGGGCCUCCACUACCGCAGCCUCCAGUCCAUGGUGACCUUCGAACUGGCCGGGGGCCUGGUGGACUUCCACUCCUUGCCGGCUGGCCGCCCCCCCUCCGGCUGCCGGACCCUGCUGCGCCUCCACCGGGCCCUGAGGUGGCUGGAGCUUUUCCUGGGCAAGCUGGAGAGCAGCGAGGGCGGGCCCCCUUCCCAGCUGUGCGCCGCUGCCUAUCAGGAGGCCCUGGCCCCCUAUCACAGCUGGUGGGUGCGGCAGGCGGCUGCCCUGGCCUUCAUGGCCAUGCCCUCCCGCCGGGAGCUCUACAGCGUCCUUUGCGUGGAGAAGGGCCAGCACGCCUGCGCCUCACUCCGGGCCACGGUGCAGGCCCUCAGCCACGUCUACAACCGCACCCAGGAGGUGUACUCUGCCCACCAGAUGCUGUGGCUCCCCUGA
Molecule: messenger RNA, 906 nt
Organism: Heteronotia binoei (common prickly gecko)
Lineage: Eukaryota; Metazoa; Chordata; Lepidosauria; Squamata; Gekkonidae
Gene: GLTPD2
Product: glycolipid transfer protein domain containing 2
Exons: 4
Coding region: 1-906 (301 amino acids)
Biological process (GO): ceramide transport; intermembrane lipid transfer
Cellular component (GO): membrane; cytosol; cytoplasm
Molecular function (GO): ceramide 1-phosphate binding; ceramide 1-phosphate transfer activity
Source: RefSeq, a predicted model, not a curated record